ACACGACUCACGCGUUGCGAAUGCGAUCUUCCUUCCCACUUCCAAUCUCAACAUCCUACUGUCUCUUUCGUUUUCUUGUUUCCAUCACAACAAGAGCUUGUGGAGAGUAGAUACAUACAAUAUGGGUUCUGUUAACGGACUAACUACUACGAAUGGGAAACAGCCUCUCUUUUCUUUUGGAUUGAUAUCUGAUGUGCAGUAUGCUGACAUUCCUGAUGGUAGGUCAUUUCUUGGUGUUCCACGGUACUAUAGGCAUAGCAUUCUUGUGUUACAGAGAGCAGUAAAAGAAUGGAAUAAUAAUCAGAGGCACAAAUUUGUGAUAAAUUUCGGAGAUAUUGUAGAUGGCUAUUGUCCAAAAGAUCAAUCUCUUAACACUGUAAAGAAAGUUGUGGAUGAAUUUCAGAAGUUCAAAGGGCCAGUGUAUCAUUUGAUUGGCAAUCACUGCCUAUACAAUCUGCCUCGAAAUAAGUUACUUCCAUUACUAAAGAUCCAGAAUCCUGUAGGGCAUGCUUACUAUGAUUUUUCACCGGUGCCUGAAUAUAGAUUUGUAGUUCUUGAUGGCUAUGACAUAAGUGCAAUUGGCUGGCCUCAAGAUCAUCCAAAAACAUUGGAGGCCUUGAAAUUCCUCCGGGAGAAGAAUCCAAAUGAAGACAAGAACAGUCCAACAGGGUUGGUGGGCCUUGAAAGAAGGUUCCUUAUGUUCAAUGGAGCUGUUGGAAAGGAACAAAUGGAAUGGUUGAAUGGUGUUCUUCAGGAAGCAACAAAAAUGAAACAGAAGGUGGUAAUCUGUUGCCAUCUGCCUCUAGAUCUUGGGGCCUCAUCUAAGGAGGCACUGUUAUGGAAUUAUGACGAAGUAAUGAAUUUGUUACACAGAUACACUUGUGUGAAGCUCUGUCUAUCUGGACAUGAUCACAAAGGUGGAUACUCAAUUGAUUCCCAUGGAGUUCACCACAGAGUUCUUGAAGCUGCCCUGGAGUGUCCUUUUGGCACGGAUGCAUUUGGAUAUGUUGAUGUUUAUGAUGAUAGAAUAUCACUUUAUGGUACGGACAGAAUGCAGAGUACAGACAUGUAUUUUCAUCCUAAAGCAGAUUUAUGAUGACGAGAUGUGUUGGUGUUUCUAAGACACCUAUUCUUUUAUUGAUACUAGAGAAUACGGUGGCCUUGGCGCAGGUCCAAGACACGUGAAACUUUCUAACUUACAAGUAAUCGAAGUUGGAAUCACUUAGUUGAGUUAGCUAACUUGCAAGUUCAUGAAUCAACCACUUUCUACUUGGCUUUUUCCCUUGCUUCCGGAAGAGACAUAGAUGCAGCAAGCAUCAACAUCGCUGGAGGUUUCCUCAGAAAUGAUUUGCCAGUGAAGAUUUUUAUUUUUUAUUUUUUAUUUUUUUGUAAAACUAUUAGGAAACUUUUCUGGAGAUAUAUAUACAUUCAAUGAAAGACUUUGCUGUGGUCAAACGAA
This is a messenger RNA of Cajanus cajan (pigeon pea), 1459 nucleotides long. RefSeq names its product manganese-dependent ADP-ribose/CDP-alcohol diphosphatase. Lineage: Eukaryota; Viridiplantae; Streptophyta; Magnoliopsida; Fabales; Fabaceae. Gene Ontology annotation, molecular function: CDP-glycerol diphosphatase activity; 2',3'-cyclic-nucleotide 2'-phosphodiesterase activity; ADP-ribose diphosphatase activity. The record is from RefSeq and is a predicted model, not a curated record.